Coturnix japonica (Japanese quail) is the source of this 2175-nucleotide messenger RNA. RefSeq names its product dynein regulatory complex subunit 10 (gene DRC10). Gene Ontology annotation, molecular function: protein binding. Lineage: Eukaryota; Metazoa; Chordata; Aves; Galliformes; Phasianidae. The record is from RefSeq and is a predicted model, not a curated record.
GCCCCUAAGAUGGCCACACAGCUACGUCAAGGCCUCUCCUCGUUUUCUAUUGAGUAAUAGCGCUGCCCGUCAAGACAGCGAAGGCGCUGAGUGGUUCGAGUCGUGAUGUGUGUCGGGAAAGAGCCCGCAACAAGCGGAAUCCUAGCAACAGGGGGACUCCGGUGGCAGCACGGUCCGGCUCCAUAGCGGCCUUCCUUCGGCUGGAGGCCGCACGGCGCUGCGAGCCCCCAACCACAGCCUUGGAGCACUGCAGAGAUACAGCCUGAUCUGCCACAGCUGCUGCUUAGGAGCUGGGAGCUCUCACCGCACCGGCUUCAAGGCCAGGAGCCCCUCAUGUCCCCCCUCCCCACAGGGGUGCUCAUGGCCCUGGGUGCUUGACAGCAUGUGAUAUGACACCCCCCCCAGCACCCUAAGGACGCUGUUUCUCUCAUAUUCUCCUCACAUUUUCCUUUUAGAGAUCAAAACUAAAGAGGAUUUUGCAGCAGAAGCAACAGUGGUCUCUCACUGUGGGCCUUGCCCCGUGUAGGAGAUGCUGUGUCCCUUCUAGACGUGAAAACAAUUCACUCCUAAGUGUUUAAGUGUGGCAGCAGGGAGCCCAGCUGUGCUCUGAGUAUCAGUGCAGGACACGAAGGAAAGAAACAAGAUCCUGAUAAUGGGAACAGAGGCUGCAGAGAAGGCGAUGACCACAGUGGACUCCAUGAAGGGCUUAGAUCCACGCCGGUUGAAACCUAAUUGCUUUGAGACAGAGAGAAUCCUAUCUGUCUUGGAUGAGACCAUCGCCAAGUUGGAGCUGAGCUCCUUGAUCCCACUUAUUAUCGGCUCUCUGGACAGGUUUGCUGACCUGCUGGGACCUGAGAUCACAACCAGCCUGAUGGAGUACAAGAAGCUUUCAGACCAAAUGGAGCUGCUGCUUGUUGCUGCUGAAGAAGGGGACAUCUCAAAACAGGAGGAGCAAAGGGUUGCUCUCCAUUUGCUGGAACAACAACUGAAAUGUUCUGUUAGGAAUAUCCUCAGGCUCUUCUUGGCCGUCCCUUCACUUUGUAAGGCUCUGAAAUAUGAAGUCUGGGCAAGAGAGCCAGCAACUGAAGCAUUUAUCAAAGCCUUCAGGGAGUUCAGGAAUUUUAUGCUUGAGCGACUCCUGAUUAGUCCCAAGGAAGAGGAAGAAACAGUUCAGCUGGUGGAAGACGUCUCCCUCCGGAUCAACAAGAACACUGAAACCAUCACAGCUUUGCAGGCAGAACUGGCAGCAGCAAUCAGGACCCGAGAUGAGGAGAUCCAGAACAAGGACAAUAUGAUCAAAGAUCUCAAGAACAGCAUGGAAACUGUAGAUGAAUGCAGCAAGGACAACCUCCUGCAGAUCAAGUUGGAAGGUGAAAAACAGCAGAAAGAGGAGCUGCGAGCUUCCCAGGCUAAGUGUGCCAGGCUACAGCAGGACAUUCAGCAGCUGGAGGAACAGCUCAAUAAGCUGAUCCUGGAGCAUCGAGUAUCAGAGCUGGCUCUCAGGAAGAGAAAAGGCAGAAUGGAGGCGGAAAUUCUGAACUGGGUCGAGGUAUAUGACACAGACAUGGCAGAAAAACAGGCUGAGUUUGAGGAGGUUCAUGCUGCCUACACCAAAGAAAAGGCUGAGCUGUCCCUGCUGAUGGAGAAACAUGCUGUGCUUCUCCCGGAGUAUACCCAGAUUGAGGAGGAGCGCAGGUUAAAUGAGGAGAAGAAGAAGCAAGCUUUGGAGAAAUUGGCUGUCAUGACCCGCGCUGCCACCCUCAUCCAGGCCUUCUGGAGAGGCUACGUGAUCCGGUGUACCUUCAAGCCAAAAAAGAAGAAGGGCAAGGGCAAGGGCAAAGGCAAGAAGGGAAAGAAAUAAUCACAACAUCUAUUUACUCUCCUGUCAAAGUCACUGACUCCUUUGAGACAGAGCACUUCCAGAUAAAAGCAUUAGGGUUGAGAUAGCAUUUGCAUUAAGGCCCAAACAGUCCAGGGCUGGAGCUGCCUCUCAUAGUUAAAUAGAGUGUUGGCAUGAAGAUAAGGCUUGCUGUUUUAGGUUUAGCUUUGCUAGCUCUAAAAGAUGGAGGAGGUCUCCUGGUGAAGGGACUGGACUAGGUCUACCCAACUCUACUUUCUCUCCAAUUCUGUUGUUACUGAAGAUGGGAAUAAAAUCAUUCCUGGGGGUAGGAUGAA